AUGUAUCCAAAAACAACACCUGGCCUGGAGGACGACAAGAUUAUCGUUGCCAGCGUGGCUGCUUUCUGUGACGGUAAUCGCGGCAUAGGGAAGAACGGAGCAUUGCCCUGGCCACAUCUCAGGGAAGAUCACGAGUUUUACACUGGCCUCUGCAAGACAACGAAAGACCCAAACAAAAAGAACGGUAUCAUCAUGGGUCGGAAUGGUUGGCAAAGUUGGGAGAUAGAGAACAAAACCAACCCCAAGAUGUCCACAGUGGUUGUCAGUCAUUCGCUAAGCACAGAUGAACCCCACUGUCGAGGGGUGGCUGGAAGCUUUGACGAGGCCUUGAGGAUGUUUUACGAGGCGCCUGACAGACAUGACAUCGAGAGUAUCUACAUCCUGGGAGGAAGGCUUAAUUAUGAG
Candidula unifasciata is the source of this 405-nucleotide messenger RNA. Lineage: Eukaryota; Metazoa; Mollusca; Gastropoda; Stylommatophora; Geomitridae. The record is from the annotation of a GenBank genome assembly.